GGAGCUGUAUCCAAAACAAUUUGGGGCCUAUAGAUUGAAGUUCGUUCAUAAACUUACUCUAUUUUAGUAUCCUUGCAUUAUUCUCAUCACAAAUCUUCCAACUUUGUCAUGAUCUCACUUUUUCUUUUGUUUAAAUUUAUCUGUAAACUGGUAAGGUAAUUUCUCUUCUUAUUUUAAAUUUUUUUUGAGAAUAUAAUUUGUGGGGCUUAAGAUUAUGUUAUUUUUUUUGACUCAUUUUUAUGUUUUCAAGGCUAAUUAAAGGUAUAAAAUUUUGAGCAUUUUUUCCAUAUUUUUUGAAUUAUGAUUGAUGAAUAUUAUAUUAAAUGAUUGAAGGAAAAAGAUGAAGAAGUUUUAAAUUUUCGGCGAAUUUAUCCAUAUAAAAAACCAAAAAGAACAACACAACAAAUUCCCUGCAAAAGAACUUAAGAAUAGUAAAUAGGUAAUAAUGAUGUUGAAAAAAGUAGGAGGCAAGAAGAGAGUCGUAGUCUUAUCCUCCAUAAUACUUAGCUGCCUCGAUCGUGUGGAGUUUGUGGUUUCGGACCAGUCCAGUUUAUAUUCGCUACAACAGCACGGUGGGUCUUAAACUUCUCCUCUAAGGUGCUUUUACCCGUUCUGUGUGGAAGACUGGAAGCAUGGUUAAAUCUCGUAGGUCCAAAUCGCCAUCUGCUGGUCUAGUCUCACCCAUCUCAAGGAAAACUAAAUUAAAGGAUCCCAUAAGCGAACAUACAAAGAAGAAAAGAGCACAAAUAUCAAAAACUCGAAAAAAUUUGAAGUCCAUCAGGGCUUCAACGUGUUCUGGUAAAAAGCCUGAUGAUUGCGGAAAGGCUCCUCCUCUUCGUAGCAUUCUUAAGAACCGGAUUACUUCAAAUAAAAAUACAACAGUGCUGGCAAGGAGGAUUCGUGGCCAUCAUAUAAAUUCUUGUGGUGAAUUAAUAAAGCAUGUGUCUUUUUCGGAUAAGGAUGACAUAAAGAAUGCUGCUCCGAAGGAGUUGCCUCAGUUGCAGACCGUUUGCAAAGUGUUAUUCUCUGAUGCCUUGGCUGCAUCAGCUGCCAAUAAAAAUUCUAGCAAAGGUGAAAAACAUUCAGUUGCUGUUGAGGGGCCUCAGCUGGAAAUGGAAAAUGUCGACGUUUCUACAAGUUCCAUACGGUUGGCAGAUAGACCGGGUGGUGAGAAAAGCCAUUCUAGUGAUCUUUAUGGUCUUACAGCCAGUGUUGUAGAUCCUAACAGUAUUAACUGCCCCGAUAAAAGCAAGAACAAAUUUGAAAAUUCUGAUUUGAACAAGAACAUGCAAGUGCAUAGUAGUUUGAGCUGCCCCAUGGCUACUGACUCAAUUUCCAUACAUUGUCGUCCAGAUUCAAGCAACAAAAAGAUAGCAGAUUCUAGUUACAUUGAGGAUUUGUCUUCAAAUAUUAGAAAUCAUGUCCAAAGAAGUACUUCAAAUACACCAGCCAUCAGUCGUAAUUCUUUUCACUGUAGAAUUUGUGCUCCAAGAUCUGAUUCAACUUAUUCACAGACGGUAACAAGAAAUUCAGCUAUGCAGCCUUUAAGAUCGUCUAUUGUAAGCACCAUGCUAAGUAAUAAUGAUAGCUCACAGCCAUCCACUGUGCCAAACAUUACAGAAAGUAGGCCAGCUUGUCUUUCUUCAAAGCACUUUUUGAGCAGCAAUUGCUCCUCUGUUGGCUCAAUGAAGUUCAUGGAACUGAUGCAGGCAUCAGAUCCAAUGUUUUUCAGUAGGGACAAGAUCACCAACGAGGAUAUUAUUAGCUUACCUCUUAACUCGCAAGGAGAACUUGUCAAGUUUAAUAAUCCUUUUACGAAGCAAGCAUUCCAUUGCUCUGUAAUUCCUACUCAUAUGGAGCCUAUGAGAAAAGUAACUCAAGAAAAUAUGAAAGAGAGGUUAAUUCCUAGAGAAUCACUCUAUGCUAGAAAUAUGUCACUAGUUCUACCUAAACAGUAUUGCAGUUCUGAAAAUCAUCUCACAUCAGGCCAUAAUAUUUCUGAGUUACAAAAUCAUGAAGGAAUGGAAGCCGAGAAACUUGAGCCUGUUCAAAUUAAAGAUCCUUACAAGGGUUCUUUCAAUUCAUGCAAAAUACAAAAUUGUCAUUGCCGGAUAGACAGAUCGACCAUUGAUGUUGCUCCUCAACCAACUAUGCGCUUGAUGGGUACCACUGUCACCAUAGGUGAAAUUAGCAAAGAGAGAAAGAGUUUUGAUAAUGUGAAAGCUUGGGCUGGAAAGAAAAUCACAACUGAUCAAUUGCCUGAGCAGGACAAGUUCAAGCCCUCUGCUCUAUGGGCAUCACAAGAAAAACUUUUACUAUCUUCACGAGAUCACCAGAGCCUGCAUCACAUUCUUCCAUUAGUUAGGCCAAAUUUUGAUCUCCAUCAAUCACAAAUGGCCUUUGGACUUCCCUCCACCAAUGUUAAUCAUAUCCACCCUUCACAGCCAUAUCUACAUCUGACACAACAGCCAUUGGUUCAUUGCAAUCCACAAAUAGUACCAUUUAUUCGUUAUCCUACUCCGUAUCCUGGGACUAACUUUCUUUUCCACCCUUCACCAUCCUCCCAAUCACUGAUCGCUUUGCCAGUUUAUAAUAUCCAAACUGGCUCAGCUACUUCAGCUUCUUUUGUACCAGGCUAUUCAGUGAGCGCAUCCAUUUCUGCGAACAAUUCCAACCAAGUUAGCAGGGAUCAAAGCGCUUGGAACCAUGGCCAUAAAAUGAAGAGAAGAUUGGCAGAAAAAGGUCAGGAAUUCAUCAGACCAUUAAAGAAGGCUCAUGUAAUUUUUCCUGUUAAAUCUUGUUCUUUUUCAAGACCAGUAGGGAGGGGACAAAAUAAUAUGUUCCAUCCAAGAAAUAUUGGAGCUUCUACUGGAGUGCUUCGUCAUGGCUACGAAGCAAGAAAUCUGAACACACAAUUCUCAGGUUUUAAGAACGAUGAGUACAGACGUUUCAUUGAAUCUAAUUCUAAAUAUCACAGAGGGAUGAAAUCCAGUCAAAAUAUGAAGACAAGCAGUUCUAAUACCAUAUAUAAAUCACAAGUAGGACUUGCCAAAUUGAGAGCAGGGGCAAAGCAUGUUCUUAAACCAUGUAGAAAUUCCGACUAUAAAAGCUCUAAACUGGUUCAUUCAGCUAUUCCUUUAGUAACUGGUGAUGCUUCUAGUAGAAAUGUGGUUUCUCAUAAAAAACUUGAAGAAAUUUAUAGUUUUUAGUGUAUAUUUUAGCCUGGGGGAACCUAGGAUCCUUCGACCAAGGUUUACUUUGUCCCAUUAAAGUCCAUGAAGGGCAAAAGCUAGGAUGUUUCUGAAAUGGUACUUUUGUGAUGUUUAUGGGGAGCCUUGAA
Molecule: messenger RNA, 3340 nt
Organism: Dendrobium catenatum
Lineage: Eukaryota; Viridiplantae; Streptophyta; Magnoliopsida; Asparagales; Orchidaceae
Exons: 2
Coding region: 633-3209 (858 amino acids)
Source: RefSeq, a predicted model, not a curated record